Messenger RNA from Osmerus eperlanus (European smelt), 2579 nucleotides. It is a transcript of the gene nfe2l3, whose product is annotated as nfe2 like bZIP transcription factor 3. Gene Ontology annotation, biological process: regulation of transcription by RNA polymerase II. Gene Ontology annotation, molecular function: RNA polymerase II cis-regulatory region sequence-specific DNA binding; DNA-binding transcription factor activity, RNA polymerase II-specific. The transcript is spliced from 5 exons. The record is from RefSeq and is a predicted model, not a curated record. Lineage: Eukaryota; Metazoa; Chordata; Actinopteri; Osmeriformes; Osmeridae. Gene Ontology annotation, cellular component: nucleus. Bases 411 to 2384 code for a protein of 657 amino acids.
GAGGUUGUGUGGGAAAUAUGCAAAUGUUCCUCGAGGUCCCCUCUUCAUGGCAGACAAACGAAGACAAUUUCAAGAUAUUAAAUAAACACUUUAGUCUACUUGAUAAAUAAUCCAAACAGAGACGAAAUCCUCGGGAUAUAUAUAUAUUUUUUUACCGUAUUUUAAAUAUUUAUUGAAGUGACUGAACAUCCGUUGCUUGAACGAGGUAUGUUUCUGUCAGGAAGUUAUCAGAAGCCGGUAGUGCUCGGCUAAGCUAGCUUGCUAACAAAUUCGCCGGUGCGGGCGGACCUCUUUGUCUGACAGGGGAAGGGUACGCGUGCUCUUUUGUUUGGCAGUUUUCUUUGUCAAAUCGGGGAAAGGGAACUGUCGCGACAGUGUUUCUCCUUAGUGGCUAUUCACGUUAUUUAAAAAUGCAAAACGUGAAGAAAUACUUCACUGAGGGCCUGAUCCAGUUUACGAUCUUACUCAGUUUAAUCGGAGUUCGCGUGGACGUCGAUAGCUACUUAAGCGGUUACUUCUCCCCUCUGUUAGAGAUUAACGUCGGACCAAGCUCAGCUUACAUCCAGACACCCUUUCACAAUUUGAGGGACACCUGGGACGGAUACAGCGUGCACCCCAAAUGUCUCGAGUUGGACUAUUUCUUUGCCAGUCGCAGGCUGCUUGACGAGGUGCGAGCUCUUGGCUCACCUCGGUUCCCUACGCAGCUGAAUGCAUGGCUCGUACACCAAGUGCCUGACAGUUCGGAGUUCCAAGAGCCAUCAAACAACACAAGUAAUGGCGCUGACAUAAACUCAGGUUUGACUCUGGAGAGUGCGUUGGACAAUGCAAACCACAGUGAUCUUCUGCCCGAAGACGAGAGCUGUUUGGACCGACGAGAGGAGUGCCACACUGAAAUCCAGGAACAGUGUGUGUCUGGGCCUUACAUUGUCACUGGAGCCUGCGAGGACAAGACUGAUGGAAAGGAUGACGGAAGUGAUGAAGAAGCAGAAGAGCCUGCACCUGUGACACAGCUCGUUCUCAGUUCUACUCUAGAAGAGCAUUUGCUUGAUGAUCCCCAGCCACCCUCAUCGCUGUCUGGUUCUGAAGAUGCCCCUCCUACCACUCUUGACUGGAGCCACUUUCUCUCUACCGAUUUUGAUGAUUUGGAUCCUUUGGUUCCUCAGCGUCUCUCAGACCUAGACUCUGAUAUCUCCAGCGCCAUCAGCCAGAAUGUCAGUCUGCGUGAUGCCAUGGUGAGAGGUGCUGGACCUUAUGAUGUUGUCCCUCACAGGGAUGAAAGUGGAUCGGUUACCCAGCAAAGGGGACCUUACUUCCGACUGGAGUCUACGAACUCCUCUCACUCGGACUCAUCACCAGGCGUAACAGCAGGGCUAGCCACUCUGCCUUUCUCUUCAGUGUGCAACGCAACACGGAAUGUUACGUCCGACAGUGCACUAGGAGGCUGCCUGGAUGAGGCAGUGUUUGAUCAAAUUAACCUGCUGGGGCUGGAGGGGCUGGAUUCCAUUGACCCCCAGCUGCUGGGAAGCCUGGAGGGAAUAGACCCUCGAGUCCUAGAAGACCUGGACUCGGACUCUGGCCUUUCAUUGGAGAACAGCUCUAGAGGCCCCACGUCCCCCGGUACGUCAGAGGUGUCAUCCUCUUCCAGUUCGUUCUGCGAGGAUGAGGGCGGAGCCACAGGCUACAGCAGCGAAGCCGACUCCCUCCCUUCCAAGGGCAUUGCCGACUAUGACACAUGGUCACAGGUCGAUCUGAGCGACAACGUUUGGCACGACCACAGCUACUCCUCCCCUCCUUAUUUCCAGUCGUCGGCGCCUACGUUCUCCCAUAAAGCCAUCAAAGAGGAGCCUCUAAGCGAAGAAGAGUAUGACAGGGAUGACGAGCGAGAGCUGAGCCGUGAUGAGCUUCGAGCCAGGGCCAUGUGCAUCCCCUUCUCUGCGCCACAGAUCGUCAGUAUGCCCGUGGAGGAGUUCCUGGAGCUUCUGGAGGGGCAAGCGCUCUCGUCUGCACAGAUCACCCUCCUCAGGGACAUUCGCAGACGUGGAAAGAACAAGCUGGCCGCCCAGAACUGCCGUAAACGUAAGCUAGAUGCCAUCACUGGGCUCCAGGAGGAGGUGGAGAGGUUGCAGGCCCAGAGAGACACCCUGCUCAGGGAGAAGCAACACACAGCCAAGGCUCUAGGGGCUACGGGCCAGCGCAUUGAGCAGCUCUCUAGGGAUGUCCUGGCCAGGUUGAGGGAUGACCUGGGACAACCCCUGACCCCUGACAGAUACACCCUGCAGUGUGGAGCCAGCGGAAGGCUAGUGGUACAGCCAAUAAGAAGACCUGUUGUAACUACAACAACGUCAAGUAAAAGCGAUAAAAGGAAGAAGGAAAAGAAGCCUUGAUGCAGAAUUUGCUUUUGUGACUUUACAGUUCGUUUCUGUUCUUUUGGAACUAACUGGCUUCAUUCUGCUGAUGAAAUGUUGUCAGCUCCUCUGCUUAUCUGGACUCGCCUAUUUUGGGAGCCUAAUCAAAGGUAGAAACGCAAAAAAAAAAAUCCCCCAAAAAACUUGUAUGUCAACCCAUCUGUAAAUAAAGAA